AUGAACCUCGCUUUUGAGAACCACCUUAAGAUCAAGCUGCGCCUCCAUAUCAUUGUUGGCGUGUUACUUUUCCUGAACUUCGUCCUCAUCAUUGCACGCAUAGCGAAUAAGGGUACGCCCAAGACCAGGUCAAACACCUGGGGUAUUGUCGUGCGGUUCAAGCGCUGGGCAAGUGAGAAGGCGUACAUGAUCCUCAACCUUAUCGAUACCGUUUUCUGGUUUGCUCUCUUCAUCAUCACCAUCCUGGGAACGGUCGGCGCACACAGUCCGAGCAGCGGUGCUCUCGGUGGCAUUGUCGCUACGAUAAGCAUAAUUUUGUGUGGACUCGUCGGCUUUCUCACUUUCAUCUGUUUUCGCGGAUGGAGAUACUUCAAACAAUAUGGCGUCCUUCCAGGCACGUUUAAAGGAUCGAACUAA
Molecule: messenger RNA, 417 nt
Organism: Aspergillus viridinutans
Lineage: Eukaryota; Fungi; Ascomycota; Eurotiomycetes; Eurotiales; Aspergillaceae
Exons: 3
Coding region: 1-417 (138 amino acids)
Source: RefSeq, a predicted model, not a curated record